Messenger RNA from Lotus japonicus, 2130 nucleotides. RefSeq names its product cyclin-D1-1-like. The transcript is spliced from 6 exons. The coding region runs from base 161 to 1168 and encodes 335 amino acids. Gene Ontology annotation, cellular component: cyclin-dependent protein kinase holoenzyme complex; cytoplasm; nucleus. Gene Ontology annotation, molecular function: cyclin-dependent protein serine/threonine kinase regulator activity. The record is from RefSeq and is a predicted model, not a curated record. NCBI's taxonomy places the organism in Eukaryota, Viridiplantae, Streptophyta, Magnoliopsida, Fabales, Fabaceae. Gene Ontology annotation, biological process: regulation of cyclin-dependent protein serine/threonine kinase activity; mitotic cell cycle phase transition.
AACAAACAGAUGAAGAGCUACACGUAUCUUUCAUCAACACUCACACUCUCUCCCUCCACACACUCACUCACCGAAACCCACCGCUCCGCCGACUUCGCCGAUCAUCUCCGGCGACUCUAAGCGAUGGAUACAGAAUCAUGAGCCACUGCUGCCGAUCGCCAUGUCGGUCUCCUGCUCCAACUUCUUCCCCGACUCCGACCUUCUCUGCGGCGAGGACACCUCCAGCAUCCUAUCCGGAGAUUCGCCGGAAUUCUCCUCCGACCUCGAUUCCUCGCCGCCGCCGUUGGACGAUGAUGAUGAGACCAUCGCCGGAUUCAUCGAAGAUGAGCGCAACUUCGUCCCUGGAUUUGACUACCUCUCCAGGUUCCAGUCUCGCUCCCUUGACGCCGCCGCCAGAGAAGAAUCCGUCGCAUGGAUUCUCAAGGUACAGGCUUAUUUUGGUUUUCAACCUGUGACGGCUUAUCUUGCCGUCAACUACUUGGAUCGGUUUCUGAAUUCUCGGCAGUUGCCGCAAACAAAUGGGUGGCCGAUGCAUCUUCUAUCAGUUGCGUGUUUGUCUUUAGCUGCAAAGAUGGAGGAAUCUCUAGUUCCAUCUCUGGUGGACAUUCAGGUAGAAGGUGCCAAAUACAUAUUUGAACCCAGAACAAUUCAAAGGAUGGAGCUACUUGUUCUGGGCAUCUUGGAUUGGAGGCUAAGAUCAAUCACCCCAUUUUGCUUCCUCAGUUACUUUGCGUGCAAGUUAGAUUCAACUGGAACUUUUUCUGGGUUUCUCAUUUCACGGGCCACACAGAUUAUCUUAUCUAAUAUCCGAGAGAUAAGCUUUCUUGCAUAUUGGCCAUCAUGCAUUGCUGCCGCGGCCACACUCUAUGCAGCUAACGAAAUCCCUGAUUGCUCUCUCGUUAAGCCCGAGCAUGCCGAAUUGUGGUGUGAGGGGCUUACGAAAGAGAAAAUUAUGGGAUGCUACCGGUCAAUGCAAGAAUUUGGGAUUGAAAACAACCAGAGUACUAAACCUCCAAGAGUGUUACCGCAGCUGCGAGUAACAACUCAACCUCUCAUGAGGUCAAGUGUCUCAUCAUCUUCCUCUUCUCCUUCAUCCCCAUUGUCUUAUAAAAGGAGGAAAUUAAAUAACUGUUUAUGGGUAGAUGAUGACAAAGGAAACUUCCAAUGAGGAGGGGAACAAAAUAUAGUAAUAAAGGAGGGAGAAGAAAAUAAAGAAAGAAAUAAGGAACAUGGUGGUCCAAGUUGUCCAGAAACCUCAACAUUUUUUAGAGGGUUUUUGAGUUUUUAUAAUUGACUCUGAGUUAUGGUGGACAUUAUAAUAUGCAUCACCCUACUCUAUGAGAGUUGUGAGAGAUUAUUAUCGUUUUGUUGGUGGGUAUAGCCAUUCAUAAAUGGCUUUGCAGAUUCCCAAGGGAAAGGGGAUUUUCUUACAUAAAUAUUGCAUAGUGGGAAAGAUUGUGUGUGCCUGUGAGAAAACAGAGUGAGGAAAUGUACAUAGAUAAAUGCAAUUAAUAUGGUUUGGGUCAUGUUAGUGUGAAGUGGAGAGUUCAGAAUUCAAAGAUGCGCUGGUUCUUGGUGAAAGGGUAGAAGAUGGUGGGACAGUACUGCUUGAGAGCUUAGGAGUUUGAGCUGUUUUCUUAUAAUGGGAUUUCUAAGUCAAGCUUCUCAUCUUGGCCAGUUAGUUUGCUUCUUUCAACUUUGAUGGGGCACCACAAGAGUAAUGGUUAGAAGUUGAAGCUGGCUACAUUUUGUGGACUUUUUCUUCUGGAGCGUGCGACCACGCACGUGUGUAUGGGUGUUUUAUUUUUCUUUCUCUGUUUCAGUUUUGGCGGGAAAUGUUUUCUUUCUUUUUUCUUUUUUCUUUUUUAUGGCCUGGAGGUUUGGCCUAACUAUACAGGACACAUUGCCUAGUGUCCACGCGUGUGAUGGAUACACGUGAUCUAUAGUUUAUAAUUUUUGGAUUUUUUCAUUUGUUUUCAAGAGAGGAGAACCAACCCUCUUUUAAAUAGUGGCCUAAUUGGCUAAGCUUUAUAAAUGGAAGAUAAAGGUCUUUGGGGCCUUUUCCUGCGUGCUGUGUGUAUUCAAUUCAUCACUAGUAACUAUAAAUUCUAUAAUUCCUUUCAUUCUCUA